Molecule: messenger RNA, 1589 nt
Organism: Corythoichthys intestinalis (scribbled pipefish)
Lineage: Eukaryota; Metazoa; Chordata; Actinopteri; Syngnathiformes; Syngnathidae
Gene: ccdc15
Product: coiled-coil domain containing 15
Exons: 10
Coding region: 219-1349 (376 amino acids)
Cellular component (GO): centrosome
Source: RefSeq, a predicted model, not a curated record
CCCACUCCUUUUAAACAAACGAAACCGGACAAGCGAGCGAAACUCAAACGUUUUUGACGCAAACUUAACGCAAGUGUAAGUUUAAUUUAAUUGUUCGUCUGACUGAUGAAAAUACUUUCUGUUCACUUUGAAACUGGUUUACACAACUUUAAACUAGUUCCCAGAAACGGCAAAACUCGCGAGUUCUUUGGGCGAGCUUUGGCGACCUCUUAGCAACCAUGCUAGCUAACCGAGCAAUGAAAGCGAAAAAGACCCCAAGGAAAGCUCCCAUUAAGCUGGGGAAAGGACACCCUUCCACUAUGGUGUUAGGGGCGAGGAACCAGGAGGUCGUUGCCGCGGGAGCUUGGGUGGAGAACGGCCAAGAAUUCGAUCAGCAUCCGAGUGACGUAGCUUUUUAUACCGAUGAGCUGCAGGCAGCGAUUCAGAGGGCGAAUGAAGAGAAACUACAAAGAUUUCAAGAGCAAGUGCGCCAUCGUGUGGCUGCAAUCAGCAAGAGGAGACUUCAGGAAUCUCGUUCAUUGUCGGUUGUUGACAGGAGAGUCCCAGAACAGAAUCCAUUUGUGCCGGCGGAGGCGAACGUGAAUGAGUCCCGCAACAGCACCAGGCAGGUCCGACUCAGAUUAGCGGCGUACCAAAGCAGCGCAGACACCGACGAGACGUCUGAGCCUUCCGUGGGCAACUGGAAGAUUUCGCUCACCCAACAUAGUGAAUGUGACAUCCCGAGGAAGGAGGACAAGGAGGGGGACAAGGACGAACACGUCUUGGAGGAGAAUGACGAUUUGAUGUCUGAUCCAAGAAUCCCAAAAGUAAUUGAGCUUCUGCAGGAUAAGGGGAAGUUGAAGAAACAGCGGCAGAGUCAGGUCCUGACGAACCGCCGCCACUUUAUGAGCGUCGAUCGUCAGCGCGUGAAAGACACCAACCAACAGAAGAAGCACCUGAAGAAGACGGCGAGGAUUAAAGCAGACAAAGAAAAAGCUCGCCUUGAGGAAGAGCGGAGGCUGGAGGGUGCACAGCAGCUCUCAAGCGUCCGCCAACUUCUGGAGGAGAGGGAGAUGCUCGUCCUGGAGCGCCUCAAGCUGGAGGAGGAGAAAAAAGCGGCCCAGCUGGAGAGGAGGGCGCUGGAAACUGAGAAAGGGGUCGUGGCAACCAGGUACAUCGAGGCUCUGAGAUCCCAAGUGAGGGACCGCUUGGCCAACAGGAAGUCGGAACCCCCGCCGCUGUGCUACUGCGCGUCUUCCUUCUGGGAGUCCCACCCUGACACUUGCGCUAACAACUGUGUCUUUCACAACAAUCCCAAAGCGUACGCGCAGGCGCUACAAGCAGCCGUUUUGAGCAUGGAUGUGAAGUAAAGGAUGGUGAAGACUUGCUGACCAACAACCAAAUGAACAUCAUUACACUCAAAAUUUUAAAUGUCCAAUCAUGAGGUGUCUAAUCAUCCUUUUGUUGUGAAUUCUAAUGAGUUUGUUACUAGUAGACAUCCAAUCCGUUUGAAGUGGAAAGGCUGGCACAAGUCCUCCCACUUUAAAUUGAUUGGAGGUCUAUUGACGUCAUUGGCAGCCAAUGAGCUGAAUUAAACAAGUAAAAACAAA